This is a messenger RNA of Amoebophrya sp. A25, 1231 nucleotides long. Lineage: Eukaryota; Dinophyceae; Syndiniales; Amoebophryaceae. The record is from the annotation of a GenBank genome assembly.
GUUUGAACUUUUCACCGCGUCGGACGAAAGUCUGUCGAUCACAUUGCAGUCUCACUUUCGAAGCCAUUACACGAAAACGUCGUCGACGUCUUCAGUGGAGCAUGUUGAUGAACAGGAUGAAGCAUUACUUUAUCGAACCCUGGUGAUGGAUCUAGUAGCAUGGGAGGUCACGACGGGCUUUGUGCAGGAAAGUAUUGCGCCAGCGUUUCGCAACGUCGUUAAAUUGGAGGCGACGACGGCAUUCACCCUGUUUCAAGCCCUCCUGCCGAUCAGCAAGGCCAUUGAGGAAUGCUCGAAUGACAGCAAGGGUAAAUAAUCGUCUUACAUGGUGGACGGUCUUAGGACGACUUCCAGUUACUAGUAAUUACUUUGAUAAGCAACAUCGAACUUCUUGUUCUUGUUGUACACGACAAUAGAUCACCUCCGCGUGUGGCCAUUCUUGGCGUCUAUAAGCAUUGCAUUGUAGUGCGUAAAUUUUCUAUAUUAUAGGAUACAUAUGAUUAUAUAUAUGUGUCCCAGCGUAAAGUCGUGCUUUCCCUUCAUGCAACUGUCAGGAUUUUUUUUGUGUAGUCACUUCUUUCUACUAUUCUUGUUGAUCUACCAUGGAGAUUUCCUAUACAUUAUGUGUACAUAAUGAGGUACGGGUAUGCACCGCGGCGCGGCGUGGUUUCUGGUGCAUUCGCUACUGCUACCGUUACUGGAAAUGAUUCCGGCUGCCCUGGUAUUGUCGGAGAAGCUGAUUCAGGAUUGCUCGCUCUCGGCGAUGGUCUCGAUGGCGGAGGUAAUUGUCAGGAGGGGUAUGGCGAAUGAGUUCGAAAAGGAGAUGUCCUCAUCCUCAUGAGAGAUCAACGCUUUGACUCAUAUUAGAGUUAGAGAUGGAGUACCCCGCUAGUACAUUAUUUGGGUUUAUCCGCUGCUAUAUUUAACUCGUAUUUUGUUUCUCAGUCGUAGUGCCUCUGGAAUGAGAAAACGUGGAAUACUCUGAAUGACUAGCGGGACGAGGACGAUAUUGUCUAGACAGCAUUUUUGUUCUUGAGAACGAAGCAAGACUAUGGAAGUUUAACGUCUUUACGCUUAUCUCGCUUUUGGAAUAUUUUUUUUUUCAUUUGUGAAGAGCAGCGGUCGACCAACACGAGUUCUGUGGCUGCACGGUUGCAGAGGGCCCUCGCGGAGCAGGGAGAAAGUAUACGAGAAACCAGUCUGGGAUAUUUGGAGUUUGCCGAGAAAGUGC